AUGAGUAAUUUUUUGAACUGUAAAUCUAUAGAUGUUCUGAUAGACAAAGGAAAUGAAAUUCAACUUGCUCAAAAAGAGAAACAAAAAUUGCAUAACAGACAAAUAAUGUAUCGUCUUAUUGAUGUUACUUUAUGCUUAGGACUAGGUGGCCGUCCAUUUCGUGGACAUAUUGAAAAAAGUUCAGAAUUACAUCAAGGGUUGUUUUUAGAAUUAGUCAAUUUGCUUAAAAAAUAUGAUCCAGUAUUAAAAGAUCAUUUAGAUAAUGGACCUCGGAAUGCGUUAUAUACGAGUAUUGAAUGGCAUAAUGUGUUGUCGGUUUGCUUCGACGGUGCUUCUACAAUGUCUGGUCAUGUAGCAGGCGUCCAAGCUAAAUGUAAAGAGAUGAAUUCAAAGCUUUUCUAUGUUCAUUGUUAUGGGCAUUGCUUAAACCUUGUGUUAGUAGAUUCCAUUGGAAAAGAAAACCGUGUGACAUUUGAUUUUUUUGGUACUGUUCAAUUAGUUUACAAUUUAAUUGAAGGUAGUUGUGUACGUCAUGCUAUAUUAGAGAAAAUUUCAGCUUCAAUGAAUAUAAAGUUAAAAACAUUGAAGACACUGUCAACUACAAGAUGGGCAUGCCGUUCUGAAGCAAUUGAGGCAAUUAAACAUAAUUAUGUAGCAAUAUUAAAAGCAUUGGAGGAAAUAUCAGACUCAACAAAUCUUCCAGAUGUAAGAGCCAAAACAAAAGGUCUCAUUUAUUCUUUGAAAACUUUUAAAUUUGUUUUUGCUAUGUGUAUGUUAAGCCCUAUUCUAAAUUUAGUAAACAAAGUUAGUGCUACAUUACAAUCACCUAACUUGGAUUUACAUACAGCAGUUACACUAAUCAUUGCUUUACAAAACUCUCUUCAAACGAUGAGAUCAGACAAAACAUUUAAUACAAUUUUUGAUGAAACUAAAGUGGCUUGUACUAAAAUUGAUGUAUCCAUACCUGAGAUAAAAAGGCGUAAAGUAUCAACUAAAGUAGAUUAUGAGCAUCAUUCGCAACAUUUUUUUGAAAAUACAAAAGAAGAAAUGAAGAUAACUGUGUAUAACAGUGUUAUUGAUAAAAUGUUAAAUGGCAUCAAAGUUCGUUUCAGUCAAGAUACAUUAAAUUUAAUCAAUAGUGUUGGUAACUUAUUAAAACUAGAAAUAGAAAAAAAACAUCUACAGACUAUUUCUGAUACAUUUGGUUUAUCUUUUGAUCAACUCAACACUGAAGUCAGACUGUUUACACAAAUAGAUGACAUACCAAGAGGAAGUAAUAAUAGUACAAUAACUCAGUGGUUGAGUUGGAUAACUAAAGAUGGAACAGACCGAAUGAGAACUUUUGAAAAUAUAUUUAAAGUUCUACAAGAAUUUACUACCAUACCAGUCACUAGUUGCUCUUGUGAAAGAGCUUUUUCAAAAAUGGCAAUAGUUAAAAAUAAAUUAAGAAGUACAAUGGCUCAAGAAAGGUUAGAUGCCUUACUUACAAUUUUUGUUGAACAGGAAAUUGCAAAAUCUUUAGAUAUGGAGGAAAUUAUUGAUGAAUUUAAAACACUAACACCAAUACAAAGAAGAUUACCAUUAUAA
This is a messenger RNA of Myzus persicae (green peach aphid), 1587 nucleotides long. Its product is annotated as zinc finger MYM-type protein 1-like. Lineage: Eukaryota; Metazoa; Arthropoda; Insecta; Hemiptera; Aphididae. Gene Ontology annotation, molecular function: protein dimerization activity. The coding region runs from base 1 to 1587 and encodes 528 amino acids. The transcript has 2 exons. The record is from RefSeq and is a predicted model, not a curated record.